GAAAAGAAUCUAAAGUGGCAAAACUUUAACAAAAGACGUUCAACUUUACUAAUUUCCUUCCAUUUACACUACUUCCGCUACCUCGAGCAAAAAAACAGAGAGAUGAUCUAAGGCUCUCUCGAUCUGGUUCCAACACAAAAUGGAAACUUCUAAGAACUCCACAAACACAUCACUAUUCCAAUGGUUAGGUCUUUUAGAAGAUUCUGAUCAGCCUUCUGAUUCUACCCCUCCUCGAGUCAUAACCCUUCUCGCUUCUAUCCUUGAGAAGAUGAUCCAGAAGAACAAAAAACCACACCACACAAGACACAACAAGGAUGACGAGAUCACUAUGUUCCACGGAUCAAAAGCACCAUCGAUGAGCAUUUAUCGUUACACAGAGAGAAUCCAUAGGUACGCUCAGUGUAGCCCUGCGUGCUUCGUCACAGCUUUUGCUUACAUCAUUAGGUAUUUACAGAGACCAGAGGCUACAAGUAUGCCUCGUCGUCUCACGUUACUCAACGUUCACCGUCUUCUCAUUACCAGUCUCUUGGUAGCAGCCAAAUUCUUGGAACGCAAGUGUUAUAACAACGCGUAUUAUGCGAAAAUCGGAGGAGUGAGCACUGAAGAGAUGAAUACUCUGGAGAGGACGUUCUUGUUCGACGUUGAUUUCAGACUAAAUAUUACAACGGAGACUUUCGAGAAACACUGUAUCAUGUUGCAGAGAGAAACGGUGCCUUGUGACUCAAGAAAACUCAGAACAGUUCUUGGAGAGAUAACUUGUGGCUGCCAAGCGAUUUAAUAUAUAACAAACCCCAAAAGAGGGAAAAAAAGAAACAUUGUUUAGAUCGUCUUUUCAUCAGUUUGUUGUCAACCUAAUGUGUUUUGUCAUUGAUUCAUCACUCAUGUGCAAUAACCUAAAAACAAGAACUAAAACCUAGUGAAGUUUGGAAUCUAAACAAUUCUUUUCUCA
Camelina sativa (false flax) is the source of this 949-nucleotide messenger RNA. RefSeq names its product cyclin-P3-1. The record is from RefSeq and is a predicted model, not a curated record. Gene Ontology annotation, molecular function: protein kinase binding. Gene Ontology annotation, biological process: regulation of cyclin-dependent protein serine/threonine kinase activity. Lineage: Eukaryota; Viridiplantae; Streptophyta; Magnoliopsida; Brassicales; Brassicaceae.